Messenger RNA from Colletotrichum spaethianum, 1143 nucleotides. RefSeq lists its product as uncharacterized. Bases 1 to 1143 code for a protein of 380 amino acids. Lineage: Eukaryota; Fungi; Ascomycota; Sordariomycetes; Glomerellales; Glomerellaceae. The record is from RefSeq and is a predicted model, not a curated record. The transcript is spliced from 3 exons.
AUGGCCGAGUGUCAAAUGAGAAGGGAUGAGAUGAACUGCUCAUUGACUCGUGCUCGAUCACGUUUACGCUCCGCUCCCGCCCACGUGCGAUGUAAAGCCGACACCUCAAGCCUUCUUGGCAACACGCACCACAAUCUUCCCGGCGGCGGACCCCUCCUUGAGCUUCUCGUACGCCUUGACGACGUCCUCGAACUCAAAGGUCGAGUCGACCACGGUCUUGACCUUGCCCUCGGCCAUCCACGCCGCGAUCUGCGAGAGGUCGUCGUGCGAGUUCUUUGUCAUGAAGGCCUCAAACUUGUGCUUCGCGCCGCCCAAGAACCCGGGCAGGAGCAUGCUCGGCACGAGGCUCUUAACCUGCGCGAAGGAGAUGGCGCCGCCGACGAACUUGAAGUGGCCCGCGGGGACCAGGAACUCGUCCGAGGCCUUGUACAGGUUCGGCGGGGAGUUGCCGACGUUGUCGACGACGAGGGCAAAGACCUUGCCCUGCGCGCGGAGGGCGCCGACGACGUCCGUGGUCUUGUAGUCGACGAUCUCGUCGGCGCCCAGGGACUUGCACAGGUCGGCCUUGGCCGUGGAGCACGAGACCGUCACGUGGCAGCCGAGGGCCUUUGCGAUCUGGAUGCCGUAGGUCCCCGUGCCGCCGGAACCGCCGUUGAUGAAGACCUUGUCGCCGGCCUUGACGUAGGGCACGAUGGUCUGGUACGCCGUGAGGGCGGCCGUGCCGACGGCGCCGGCCUGCUCGAGGUCCACCGCGCCCGGGACGGCGGCGACGCCGUCGCGCUCGGCAGCGAUGGGGUCGAUACGACCGAGUACGAGGUCGCCCGCCUUGAUGUCGGUGAUGGCAGAGCCGACGGCGACGGCGCGGCCGGAGUAGUCCAUACCGGGGCACUUGGGGAAGGUCACCAUCGCCUUGGCGACGAUGCCGAGGUCCGGGAACUUGUAGUCGGCCGGGUUGAUGCCCGCGGCGACCACCUGGACAAGGACCUGGUUAGCUUUGAGGGACGAGGCGGCGGGCGUCGGAACGGUGACGAGGGCGAGGUCCUUGAUGAAGGAGCCCGGGGAGGCGAUCUGCCAGCGGCGCAUCUCGGCGGGGGGCUCUUGGCUCAUGAUUACGGUCGCGAUGUGUGUAUCGUGCGAGUUUAG